This is a messenger RNA of Blastomyces gilchristii SLH14081, 1040 nucleotides long. RefSeq names its product GINS complex subunit 4. The record is from RefSeq and is a predicted model, not a curated record. The transcript is spliced from 2 exons. Gene Ontology annotation, biological process: double-strand break repair via break-induced replication; DNA-templated DNA replication. The coding region runs from base 161 to 1018 and encodes 285 amino acids. Lineage: Eukaryota; Fungi; Ascomycota; Eurotiomycetes; Onygenales; Ajellomycetaceae. Gene Ontology annotation, cellular component: GINS complex.
ACGCGAUUCAAUUUAACCGUUUUGGGAAAUUCACCCAAUAAACAACCACAAAAACACACAAGCUCACCGCGCGCUCAAUCGCUCCAGAACAGCCAAGGACAAGACCUUCUACCCUCAAUUAUAACCACAACCCCAAUUUGCAGAUAUUAAAAACAAGAAAAUGGACAUUGAUGAUAUUCUCGCUUCCGUCGAUCGACCUGACUUCACGUCGCCAGAGGCCGCCGCGCUCGAUGCUCAGCAACUGACGCGAUUCUGGGUGACGGAGAGGGGCGUGCCGGAGCUGUUGCCAUGGCCGGGCCCGCUGAUGGAGAGAGUUAUGGAGAGGGUUCGAAGACAGAUUGAAAAAAUCGAAGACCUCACCGCCGCCGCCUCCGAUCCCUCCGCGACAAACCCAUCAACAAACCCAACCACAAACCUCAAACUCUCCAUCCUGCAAACAGACCUCUCACGCACCCAAUAUAUAAUCCGCUCCUUACUACGCCAGCGCCUCUCAAAACUCACAAAGCACAGCCUACACUAUCUCCUCCUCUCCACCCCCCUCCCCUCGUCAUCCGUCGCCUCCUCACAAUCCCACGAACAAUCCUCCCAAGCAACCUUCAACACACCCACACCCACCCAUCCCCGCCGCACAGCCACAAACGCCUAUAAAUCAUCAAUCAUAGACCAACACCAACAACCCCUCCUCUCCCCGCAAGAAUCCGCCUUCCUCCAAACCCACCAAUCCCUCCUAACGGCACACUACAACAACUCUUUCCUCUCAACUUUCCCCGCACAGCUGCGGCGAUUGGAUGACAAUGCUGGUGGGACAACUAUGAUCCAAGGCCCCGAGACGAAGGAGGUGGUGUUCGUGCGCUGUUUGGUGGAUGAGGUCAGGAUUGUCAUCCCCUCUGGUGAGGGUGAUGGGAUGGGAGGCGAUGGGGAUGUUUAUGGUAGGAGAAUGAGGUGGGGGGAGGUUUGGAUUGCGCGGUGGGAAGGGGUUAAAGAGGCGUGGGCCAGGGGAGAGGUGGAGGUUUUAUGAUAUUGGCUUCUUCUUUUUUUUU